CUAAUUUUACCAUUGUACCGUUUGAUGUCGCUACCUCAAACGACCUUGUGUGACCUUGAUGCGGCAACAAAUUAGUUGAUUACUGCUAGAGAGCAUCAAUGUGCAAUGAAAUUUCUAUCGUAUAGCGAAACAAAAUCAGUCUUCGGAUUUUCGUUUCGCGCCGAUGGGCCAAGAAAUUGAAACUCCUCAUUCUUCUUCUCACCAUCACAUUCAUAAUGUCACUUAUCCACAUUACGAAUUUUUAUUUGGUGCAGCAGCUUAUUCUGUUAGUGUUGUAGCUCUCUUUCCCUUAUAUAAGACUGUAUUCUUCCAGCAGCUGGAUGGCAUUUCCUGGAUUCAAGCACUGAUUCGUUAUCGAAUAGAAGGACUUCGUAUGGCUUACAGAGGGGUUUUACCUCCUUUGCUUCAACGAGCUUCUACUGGAGCACUUAUGUUCGGUGUUCAAAGUACAUCAGAACGAUUCCUAGUUAAUCAUCCUAUAACAUUCGAUUAUCCACCAAUUUUACAGAAGAUUGUUUCUUCCACUAUUGCCGGUUGGUGUGAAGCUACACUUAUGCCUUUUGAACGUGUUCAAACGCUACUGCAAAACAGGUAUUAUCAUGAUCGGUAUAAGAAUACUUUCCACGCUCUGACAACUAUUACAUCGGAUCACGGUAUCAAAGAGCUCUACAGAGGUUUAACUCCUGUUUUAUUCAGAAAUAGUAUAGCCAAUGGACUUUACUUUUGUGGACAUAAAUGGCUAAGUGAUAUUCGUGUUCGUCGACCUGGUGAGAGUACUAUGGAACGUAGCCUAUGGAAUUUUGCUUUUGGUGGUAUUUUAGGAGGUUCUAUCGGUGUGAUUACAUUUCCUUUUAAUGUUAUGAAAACACGUAUGCAAUCGACUGUUGGUGGAUGCUUUGUUGGACUUCGUUCAACUUUUAUAUCAUUAGUAUAUGAAGAGUCUAAUAAACUUAAUAUUUUGAGACUGUUUCGUGGUGUACCUGUUAACUUCAUACGUUCAGUUUUCUCAUGGGGUUUAAUUACAAUGACUUUUCAUUUUUUAGUAGAAAUAAAUUCGUUGUUACAUUAAAUGUUUAAAAAAAAGCAAAAUAACUUAAUGACUUUAACAACCAGCCACAAGUGUACAACCCUGUGCUUUCACAGUUUAUUUCGUAGAUUAUGUGUAUAAAUGAUUUGCUUGAUUUAAUUAAUAUUGUGUACAGUAAACUUGCUAUUAAACAAUCACUUUCUUUUGGUAUU
Messenger RNA from Trichobilharzia szidati, 1239 nucleotides. The record is from the annotation of a GenBank genome assembly. NCBI's taxonomy places the organism in Eukaryota, Metazoa, Platyhelminthes, Trematoda, Strigeidida, Schistosomatidae.